Messenger RNA from Rhagoletis zephyria (snowberry fruit fly), 1951 nucleotides. RefSeq lists its product as uncharacterized. NCBI's taxonomy places the organism in Eukaryota, Metazoa, Arthropoda, Insecta, Diptera, Tephritidae. The record is from RefSeq and is a predicted model, not a curated record.
ACCCCCAACAACACAGAGAUCCUAAGAAUGAAGCGCCGAAAGCUGCUGCUCUGCUGGACCGUGCUGCACUCAGGUAUCAGUAUAAUCGCCUUUCUCACACUACUCCUAAACAAAACAACCCAAGCGGCGAUCGUACCACCACCUUGGAGUGAUCCCGAGAAGAACCCCUGCGCUAGCAUGCCUGGCGGUUGGCAGUUACUCUAUUGGCCACCACUCAAGCAAUGUUUCAAAAUCUUCACGAUCGGUUAUCCAUGUCCGGAAACUAUGGAAUUGAGUCCAGCUCCCAAUGGAGGCAAAACGAAGGCGGCGCGAAAUAAUGCGCCAUCUGCCGAAUGUCGCUGUCCGCCAGGUACCGCGUUAAGUGCGGAGACGAAUAAAUGUCAUGAUAUUUUUCAACGCGGACCAUGUGAACAUGGUGCCUUUUUUGCGCCCAUGCCAGAAGAACGGACGGCAGUCAGUGGGGGUAGAAGGUCUAGCAAUCGUUGGGGCAGCUGCAAAAUUGCAAGACAGUGUCCGGUAGGCAUGAUUUACUGGCCAAAAGAAGGUAAAUGCUAUGCGCAAUAUACCAAAGGGCCUUGUGUUAGGGGCAAGCUGUUGGUGUUAAAUAAAGAUGGGCUGGGCGAGUGCAAGUGCGAAGCAGAAGGUACACUGCGUGACUACUAUUAUGACCAAGAGGAGACGUGCCACGAACACUAUACCAGAGGUCCCUGCACCGCACCGGGUGAUCUCUUUCUGCCAGGUGGCCGCUGCGACUGUCAUCGGCAUUUGCCACACUACAGCGAUGUGCAUCAAAUGUGCUAUGAAUUAAACACGCCGGGACCUUGCCCGUCUGGCCAUAUCUUCAAUCUGCCUGAUAAUUUCACCGUCGCCAAUACAGCGGCGGAUAUACCCCGCGCGCAAUGCCAAUGCAAGGAUGGUUACGUGCCUUGGAAGGAUGGCCUGUGCUAUCGCCUUUAUACCAGAGGUCCGUGUGGACCUAACGAGUUUCUAAUUAAUGCUACCAGUUGUGUACGAAAUUUCUGCGGUAAAACUCGACUUUAUUUUCCCGAUCAGAAUACUUGUUAUCGCAUUGGCUCACAAGGUCCUUGCUCCCUGCAUCAGGUGGUGGUAUUCGAUUUCACCGCUCGUCCCUCCGUCGAUGGCAUCUCAUACAACGGCAUAUGCGGUUGCUCUGGUGUCAUUUGGAAUCUCGAUCAGCAGUGUUCGAAUGUUGAUAAUGGUGGCACAGAAGAGGAGGACAAUACAUGCGAAUCCACACCGGGCAUGGUGGAGAUUAAUGGGAAUUGUUACAAGUUAUAUACGCGGGGGCCAUGCGGGCCGGGCCAAUGGUUGGCGCCGCUAAAAACCCAAACAAUUGGUCCACAAAUACAACGAUUUUUAGGUACUAAAGCGAAAUGUGUAUGCCGGCCGGGCUACACACUCGCUGUAGAGCCGGAAGCGAAGGAUGAUGAUGAAGAUGAGCGAAAUUUACCACGAGCGCGCAUAACGCGCUGUAAUGCACCCACGGUGGGACUAGCGAGGUAUUUGAAUAAGCAACGCGAAAAUUCUAAAUUUAAUGCAAAUCUUAAUUUUCCCAAUUUUCAAUUUUAAAACUAACAACAAAAUGGGGAAUGCGAGUUUUUAUGUAAUUUAAGUAGAACCCGAAUGCUGUGGGCUAACUUAAAUCUGUUUUACGUUCUCUUCGCGCUAUUCAUACAUUCUGGAUUCGCCUUUCUAAGUAAUUUAUAUUCAUAAACUUGUAAUCACAGUGCCCCCGAUUCCUCAAAAGGUUCAAUUAAAACGGACCACGAAACUGUUCUCAUAGUAUUUUGUAUAACUGUUCAUAUUCUCCAAAACUACUUUCCGUGAAAUCGGUGCUGAUCUUUUACUUGAAGUAUUCCACAACUACAUUUAACACAGUUAUGACUGACGAUGGUUAAAGUCUGUUCAAAAUAUAUCCAUUCGAGUGGUC